Messenger RNA from Stegastes partitus (bicolor damselfish), 4947 nucleotides. It is a transcript of the gene smg7, whose product is annotated as SMG7 nonsense mediated mRNA decay factor. NCBI's taxonomy places the organism in Eukaryota, Metazoa, Chordata, Actinopteri, Pomacentridae. Gene Ontology annotation, cellular component: telomerase holoenzyme complex. The record is from RefSeq and is a predicted model, not a curated record. Gene Ontology annotation, biological process: nuclear-transcribed mRNA catabolic process, nonsense-mediated decay. The transcript is spliced from 23 exons. The coding region runs from base 82 to 3687 and encodes 1201 amino acids. Gene Ontology annotation, molecular function: protein binding; telomerase RNA binding; telomeric repeat DNA binding.
GUCAGACAGGAACAAUAUGGCGCCGGGAGGAGCGUUAGCCUCAGGACCAGUCGUUGUCUGAAAGACUGGCGAUCCGGCAGGAUGAACCUCUGCGCCCAAUAUCUACGACAGGCAGAGGCCCUGAAGGCGGACAUGACAGAUUCGAAGCUUGGGGCAGCAGAGGUGUGGACGUCUCGGCAGGCCCUGCAGGACCUUUACCAGAAGAUGCUGGUGACAGAUCUGGAAUACGCUCUGGACAAGAAGGUGGAGCAAGACCUGUGGAACCAUGCUUUUAAGAACCAGAUCACCACACUGCAGAGCCAGGCCAAGAACCGAGCCAACCCUAACCGCAGCGAGGUCCAGGCCAACCUAUCGCUGUUUCUGGAGGCAGCUAGUGGCUUCUACACACAGUUACUGCAGGAGCUGUGCACUGUGUUCAACGUGGACCUUCCCUGUCGCGUCAAAUCGUCCCAGCUCGGCAUCAUCAGCAAUAAGCAGAGCAACACCAGCGCAAUCGUCACCCCGCAGCCCAGCUCCUGCUCCUACAUCUGCCAGCACUGCCUCGUCCAUCUCGGAGACAUAGCACGUUAUCGCAACCAGACCAGCCAGGCGGAGUCUUAUUACCGACAUGCAGCUCAGCUGGUUCCAUCAAACGGUCAGCCGUACAACCAGUUGGCCAUCCUGGCCUCCUCUAAAGGAGACCACCUCACCACCAUCUUCUACUACUGCCGCAGCAUUGCAGUCAAGUUCCCCUUCCCAGCAGCUUCCACCAACCUGCAGAAGGCGCUUUCUAAGGCUCUGGAAAGUCGUGAUGAGGUGAAAACCAAGUGGAGCGUAUCUGAUUUCAUUAAGGCCUUCAUCAAGUUUCAUGGUCACGUCUACCUGAGUAAGAGUCUGGAUAAGCUGGAUGCUCUGAGGGAGAAACUGGAGGAGCAGUUUCAGCGGCUGAUUCUGCAGAAAGCCUUCAGCUCUCAGCAGCUGGUCCACAUCACCGUCAUCAACCUGUUUGAGCUCCACCACCUCAGAGACCUGACGGCCGAUGGCAGCGAGCAGAGCUACAGCAGCGAGCAGCAGAUCAGCUGGUUCCAGUUGCUCGGCCUCUUCAUGUCCUUCCUCGGUGUGAUGUGCAGCCGUGUCCUCCUCAACAAGAACCGAGGCGAGGAGAUCAUGGGGGAGUGUCCUCUGCCAGCCAUCAAGGUGUCUCUGGACUGGCUCAAACUGAGGCCCAGCGUCUUCCACGAGGUCGCUGUUGACAAGAGGCAGUAUGUCUGGCCCUGGCUGGUGUCCAUUCUUAACAGUUUCCAGCCCAAAGAGGAUGACGUGUCCUGUUCCUCAGUGAUGCCCCUGCCAGAGGAAUUUGAGCUCCAGGGUUUCUUGGCUCUCAGACCUGCUCUGAGGUGUCUGGACUUCACCAAAGGACAUCAGGGCAUCCUGGUGGACAGGGAUGGCCUGCCAGUGCACACUCGACACCAGAGACUCAUCAGUCUGGGAAAAUGGGUGGCUGACAACCAGCCAGGUCUGAUCCAGUGCAGAGUGAGUGAGGACGGCCUCCUUGUCUUCAUCACUGACAUUCCAGAGCAGGCCAUCGAGGAGCCACAGGAGAAGGAGGCCCCGGUGCUGCAGGAGUCGUCCAACGGCGAACAGAUGCCCAAUGACGGUGGAAACUCUGGCCUGAAAUCAGUGCUGUCUGCAGGGAAGACGCAGAGCUCGUGGCCUGACAGCUGUGACCGGCCCGUUGUCACCUUCAAGGAGAACAUCAAACCCAGAGAACAGAGCCGCGAGCCGACACGAAACCAUCACCAGAAAGAUGGCGUCAAGGAGCGCCGAGAUUUUUCCAAAGGCAACGGGGCUGCUGGGAAAGGAGAGCAGAAGAGGGACGGCAAAAGGAAGAGCGAGUUGAAGAAAGCCAGCCAUGAGAAAGCUACUGAUGCUGGAAAGCAGGUGAAGGCGCAGACUGAGCUGAGGAAGACUCCGGUGUCUGAGGCUAAGAAGACUCCCGUCACUCAAACUCAAACUACCUGCUCCUCCCAGUUCAUCCCCAUCCACCAUCCUGGAGCCUUCCCACCACUGCCCAGCAGGCCCGGUUUCCCUCCUUCAGCCUAUGUGAUCCCUCCCCCGGUGGCGUUCCCAGGAAUCCAGGUGAAUCCUGGCUUCACCUUCUCCACCGGAGUAUCCGUCCCUGGACCUUUCCUACAGCCGGCCGUCCACACCCAGGCAGGCACCCAGGUUCAGGCCGGGAAGCAGUCCCACAUUCCCUACAGCCAGCAGAGGCCGUCGGGGCCAGGGCCAGGUCAGGGGCCAGGGUCUUCGGGCCAGGGCCCAGGGCCGAUGAACCAGGGCCCCUCCCAGGCUCAGCAACCUCAGGCUCAGCCGCCCUCCCAGCAGGCCUUGCAGCAGUCAGUGCAGCUGCAGGUUCAAGCGAUGAGUCAGCAGCAGUCACCAACCAAACCUGUGCAGCAGGUUGGGAUGGGGAAGAGUCCACCUCACCACCCAGGACUGCAGCAGUAUAUGCAGGUCCAGGACCAGCCGGCUCAGAUGUGGAACCAGGCCCAGGCGGCCCUGCAGAAGAUUCCUACCAUGCAGAUGUCCAUGAAGCAGCCUCAGCAGCAGCAACAGCAAGCCUUCUACAUAGCGGCUCAGGAUCCUCUGAAGAUGUACGAGCACCAGCUGCAGGCGCCAGCUCCACCACAGCUCUCCAAUAUGGAAAAGAAGAUCAAAUAUCCUGAUGUCAAGAUGCAGGACUUCUACUGGGAGCCCUCGUACAGGAUGGGGGACGGCCUGGCUGUAAUGGCUGACAGGAUGAAGAGGCCUCCACCGGGCAGCAUGUGUUCAGAGCAGGAUGGCCCUGCCGGACCCCGCGGACCCCCGUAUGAGGACAACAAGAGCUCGCCUCUUCUACCUCCAGACCUGUUAAAAACUCUAGCAGAUUUUGAGGAGGAGGAGGAGCUCGUCUUUACUAAGCCUCCUGAUUUCUUCCAGGCCUUGGCUGGCCCUCUUAGCACUGCACCUGGACCAAAUAUAUUUCUGCCGAACCAGACCAGGAUGGAGAGCGGCCCGGAGGUCGUCAGCCAGUCGUCUUCUCUGCUGCCCAUAUCUGGCUUCCCCAUGCAGGAGUACAACCAGAACAGCAUCUUCAGCCAGGCCUACGGUAAAAACCUGCCACCCAGCUCCAAGCCCGAUGUUCCCAUGAUGCACCAGGAGCCAUCGCUCUACUCACUGUUCGAAGGAACUCCAUGGUCGCCCUCUCUCCCUGCCAGCUCAGACCACUCCACCCCGGCCAGCCAAUCCCCUCACUCCUCCAAUCCCAGCAGCCUGCCAUCCUCCCCGCCAACGCACAACCACGGAGCCAUGCCCUUCUCGAACUUUGGGCCUAUUGGGACUCCAGACAGCCGAGACCGCCGGGUGGUGGACCGCUGGAAGGCCGACAAGACAGGAGCAGUCAGCGGCUUCGGUUUGGACUACCUGCCGGCUGCAGCCUCCUCUGCAACUUCGGACACCAGCUGGCACCAGGCUGGAUCAACCGGCAGCUCCUGGACCAAUCAGGAGUCUCCAAUGGAGGAGUCGUCCUCCACUGUGCUGCUCGACAGCCUCAAGUCGAUCUGGUCGAGCUCCAUGAUGCAGCCGGGCCCUUCGGCACUGGAGCAGCUCCUCCUGCAGCAGAAACAGAAGCAGCAGCGAGGUCACGGCGCCAUGAACCCGCCUCACUGAACGUGCAGCCCGAGGCGGCGCUUUGUGUCCGGACGUCAACAAACCACCACCAGGAGAAAACGGAGGGGAAAAAAAACAGAAGUUUGACCGAAGACGAGCUCCAACUAAAAUGGGAUAUUAAACCGGCGAGAAACGGUGGAGGCUGGGGAGGCGACACGACCCCCCGACGAGGCUGAAUCACCACCCCCACCCCCCUCGGCUGUCGAGGAGCGGUGAUGCACCUCCUGGAUCGGAGGGCGCGGCAGGAUCUCUUCAACCGCGGUGCCACGCGCCACGCUGCCGCCGGGUUUCCUUCAACCCGCGGAAAUCUGAACAUUGAGGAACACACCUCCCUCUCACCACCACUGAACCCCCCUUGGUUUUGGACAGACGCCACGUCUCCACAUCUCCUCUCUCAUUCAGAAGAACUCCUCCUUUCUUUGGAACAUGAAAAAAAAUUUUAAAAAAUAGAAAUAAACCAAUGACCUCCUCGACGUCUGCUGGGUUCUGACGGGGCGCCGGUUUUUAGCGUCUCCGCUGCCGCAGACUGAAGCGGGGCUGAGAGCGAGGACAGUGUGGCAGUUGUGUUCAGGGGGGGAGGUCAGGUGAAGCACCGGGGGUCAAAAUAACAGACUGGACUUUCUGAUCUCUCCAUUCAUUUUCAUUACUGUGGAGGAAGAGGAGGAGGAGGAGGAGGAAGGCUCUCUGUAGCUGAGUGGUUGAAAGAAGUGAAGGAGGAAGGUUUGGGUUACAGCUAUAUAAAUAUAUACAUACAUAUAUAUUGCCAUAGUUGGACUUUAAACGGGCCUUGUCUCUUAGCCGAGUUGUGAAAACCAGGAGUGGACGCUGCUUUGUGAAGCCGGGCGUGACGCCAGGCUGACCGCUCGCUUGCUCGUUGUCCAGCCUUUUAUUUUGAAGGAAGAACCUCGAGGCCUGACGAUGGCAUGGCUUCAUGAUGCCGGCGAACGUCACGGGAAAGAAGUGCAAAAGGAAGAUGGGGGAAGGGGCUAAGAACAAAAAAAAAAACCUGUCGAUCUUAGGGAUAGUAUUACUGUUAGCUUCAAGAGAUUGCAGAUAUAAAAAACAAAAACAAAACAAAAAAGAAACUGUAUUUUGUGAUUUGUUCGUAGCAGUUUUAGCUUUACGCCCUCUGAGGUGAAUACAGGUAUGUCUAUUAGCUUCCUGCUUGAAUAUUUUUGGGGUUCUCUUCCUCUCUUCUUCCUGUUAUUUCUUUAAUUAAUGAAGAAAAAACUAAAGAUGUGCCCCUGCUUGCUUACUUAA